Aureobasidium melanogenum CBS 110374 is the source of this 1338-nucleotide messenger RNA. RefSeq lists its product as uncharacterized. The record is from RefSeq and is a predicted model, not a curated record. Lineage: Eukaryota; Fungi; Ascomycota; Dothideomycetes; Dothideales; Saccotheciaceae. The transcript is spliced from 3 exons. Bases 1 to 1338 code for a protein of 445 amino acids.
AUGAAAUUUGGCGAUCCGUUUCUUGUGCUUUCGCGGCGAAAGUCACAGGCAUAUCUUCGUGCGAUUCUCGUGUGUCUCUCCCUUCUUGUAUUCUGGUUCAAUUUGCCUUUGCUCGCCCAUCUGGAGCAGCAAAUCAUCAGAAAUGAACAAACGACGUUACUACAGGGUCCUGAUUACAAGAGUCUUCCUGGAGCAAAUGAGACAUUGGUCGUCAUGAGAACUGGCUCAACAGAGCUGCAAGACAAGUUACCUAUUCACUUGGCGACAACUUUACUUCGCUAUCCCGAUAGCAUAAUAUUCUCCGAUUUUGAAGAGGACUUCGAAAAUCACCAUAUAUUUGAUGCUCUGGAAAGUGUGAAUUCACUUCUAAAAGAGACGAGUCCGGAUUUUGACCUCUGGCGACGAUUAAAACAGUACGGCAGAACGAUACUGCGGGCAGACGAACUCAGCGGGAAGUCGAUAUGGGUCGAUCAUGGCACCGGAAAAGCUGAAAAUCCCGGCUGGAAAUUGGACAAGUUCAAGUUUUUACCCAUGGUCAACCGCACUCUGCAUGAAUAUCCCGAUAAGAAGUGGUACAUUUUCGUCGAACCCGACACGUUCAUAUUCUGGCAAAACUUGUUGGUAUACCUAUCCAACCUCGACUGGACCAAGCCAUACUACCUUGGAGGACAAAUCAAUAUCGGCAGCAUAGAAUUCGGUCAAGGCGGCAACGGAUUCAUAGUCUCUCGUCCUGCUCUUCAGAACGUGGUUACACACUAUCAGACUCAUCAGAAUGAGUAUGAGGACUUCACGGUGGGUCAUUGGGCUGGUGAUUGUGUCCUUGGAAAGGCUUUCAAAGACUCCGGUACACCUUUGACACGAGCCUGGCCCAUAAUUCAGGGUGAUGACAUCGGAAACAUGAACUAUAAUCAUCGAACGCAAUGGUGCCAGCCCACGGUUUCGUAUCAUCACAUCUCAUCGUCAGUCAUACAAGACAUGUUCGAGUUCGAGAAAGCAUGGAUGACACAUACAGCAAAUACAAGUGCCACUUAUCUGCGUCACAGAGACGUAUACAGGCUCUACGCUCUUCCACGCAUGACCUCUCCACGCUUGGACUGGGACAACCACAGCAACGAUGACCAAGGACCCGCCGACUCGUUAGAAAGUUGUCGUGUACUUUGCGAGGCUGAUGAUCACUGCAUCCAAUAUUUGCUCAACGCUGAGAGCAGAUGCCUAACAACUUCUCGGCCCAACGUAGGACAAGCCGCAAGUAAUGUGUCCUCGGGAUGGAUGCUUGAGCGAGCGCAGAAGUUCUACGAGGAAGGGGAAGAAUGCCAUGGUGUGGAGUGGAUCUCAUGA